AUGGUUAUAGAUUCAAGUCUCUUUCUCACAAAGCCGGGAGUCAAGCCUGUGCUCGCGAUUGAUUGUGACGACGUUCUGCUCAAAACCGUCGAGGGACUUUGCCAGUUUCACAAUGAGCAUUAUGCAACUAGUCUCGUGCCAGCGGAUUUUUCUUCCUACAACUAUUGGGAGGUCUGGGGAGGCAACCGUGAAGGCGCCACGGCCAAAGUUCGCCAAUGGUACCAACUCGCCUCUUUUGCAAAUCUCGAUCCAGUGCCUGGCGCACUAGAAGCUUUACAGAGGCUGAAAGAGUUCUAUGAUCUGGUGGUGGUUACCUCGAGACAAGAUUUCAUAAGAGCUGCAACAAUAGCAAACAUACAAAAGCAUUAUCCGGGCAUAUUUGAUGAUGAGCACAUUCACUUUGCCAAUCAUUGGAUACACCCGACAGACCAUGUGCACUAUCAAGGCUUGGUUUCAAAAUCCAAAGCAGAGUUGUGUGAUGAGGCAUCUGCUGUUUUAUUAGUUGACGACAAUCUCGACUAUGCAAAAGAUGUAUCUAACCACGGUCUCUACGCAAUUUUGUUUGACUUGGAAGGAUCGUAUAACUGGAAUAAGUGUCCAGACUCGGAACUGCCACCAAAAACCGUGAGGAAGACAAGCUGGGCAGACAUUGUUGAUAUUCUAAUUCCUAUUUCUUCCAGCAAUCCUAUAUAG
This is a messenger RNA of Synchytrium microbalum, 693 nucleotides long. RefSeq lists its product as uncharacterized. The coding region runs from base 1 to 693 and encodes 230 amino acids. The record is from RefSeq and is a predicted model, not a curated record. Gene Ontology annotation, biological process: deoxyribonucleotide catabolic process. Lineage: Eukaryota; Fungi; Chytridiomycota; Chytridiomycetes; Synchytriales; Synchytriaceae. The transcript has 5 exons. Gene Ontology annotation, molecular function: 5'-nucleotidase activity.